Molecule: messenger RNA, 7832 nt
Organism: Mus caroli (Ryukyu mouse)
Lineage: Eukaryota; Metazoa; Chordata; Mammalia; Rodentia; Muridae
Gene: Slc4a7
Product: solute carrier family 4 member 7
Biological process (GO): transmembrane transport; auditory receptor cell development; regulation of intracellular pH
Cellular component (GO): plasma membrane; basolateral plasma membrane; apical plasma membrane
Molecular function (GO): solute:inorganic anion antiporter activity; sodium:bicarbonate symporter activity; monoatomic anion transmembrane transporter activity
Source: RefSeq, a predicted model, not a curated record
CGCUGCCUCCUCCGCGCCGCGUCCUCUGCCGGUCUCAGUCCUCGCGGCACGCCGUUGCCUCUUUCUCCGGGAGAACGUCCCGCGCUCGCAGCGGUCGCCGCACUCCGGGGCCAGCUCUCGGCGGCCAGCGCUCCGCACAGCGUCUCCCUCCGCGUGCCCGUCUCUGCUGCGGUCGCGGCCUCUCAGAGCUCCGGGGCGGGCCAUGGAGGCAGACGGGGCUGGCGAGCAGAUGAGACCGCUACUCACGCGGGGUCCAGAUGAAGAAGCUGUUGUGGAUCUUGGCAAGACUAGCUCAACUGUGAACACCAAGUUUGAAAAAGAAGAAUUAGAAAGUCAUCGAGCUGUGUAUGUUGGUGUUCAUGUACCAUUUAGUAAAGAGAGUCGUCGGCGUCACAAGCAUCGAGGGCACAAACAUCACCACCGGAGAAGAAAAGAUAAAGACUCAGAUAAAGAAGAUGGACGGGAAUCUCCUUCUUAUGACACGCCAUCGCAGAGGGUGCAGUUCAUCCUCGGGACCGAAGACGACGAUGAGGAGCACAUUCCUCACGACCUCUUCACAGAGAUGGAUGAGCUGUGCUACCGAGAUGGAGAAGAGUACGAAUGGAAGGAGACGGCCAGGUGGCUGAAAUUUGAAGAGGAUGUUGAAGAUGGUGGUGACCGAUGGAGUAAACCCUAUGUGGCAACUCUGUCUUUGCAUAGUCUCUUUGAAUUGAGGAGUUGUAUCCUGAAUGGAACAGUCAUGCUGGAUAUGAGAGCAAGCACUCUUGACGAAAUUGCAGAUAUGGUGUUAGACAACAUGAUAGCAUCUGGCCAGCUAGAUGACUCCAUAAGGGAGAACGUCAGAGAAGCUCUUCUGAAGAGACAUCAUCAUCAAAAUGAGAAAAGGUUUACGAGUCGGAUUCCCCUGGUUCGAUCUUUUGCAGAUAUAGGCAAGAAACAUUCUGACCCUCACUUGCUUGAAAGGAAUGGGGAAGGCCUGUCAGCCUCCCGCCAUUCUUUGCGAACAGGUCUGUCUGCCUCAAACCUUUCCUUGAGAGGAGAAUCGCCUUUGUCCCUUCUUCUCAGCCAUCUUCUUCCUUCUUCAAGAGCUGGCACCCCUGCAGGCUCAAGGUGUACCACCCCAGUACCCACUCCCCAGAGCAGUCCUCCCUCCACCCCCGACUUAAGUCGCCUGGCCUCCAGAAGUUUCCAACAGACUCAGCCUCAGGCCCCAGAAGUACUGGUGUCACCUGACAGGGAUGAUAUUCCCAGAGUAGUAAUCCAUCCGCCUGAGGAAGACAUAGAAGCACUCAAAGGCCAAGAGCAGAAGAAGGAGGAAAAUACUGACUUCACUCCAGGGAUUUUGGCUUCUCCACAGUCUGCUCCUGGAAACUUGGACAAUAGUAAAAGUGGUGAAAUGAAAGGUAACGGAAGUGGAGGAAGCAGAGAAAAUAGUACUGUUGACUUUAGCAAGGUUGACAUGAAUUUCAUGAGGAAAAUUCCUACAGGAGCUGAGGCAUCCAAUGUUUUGGUAGGAGAAGUGGACUUCUUGGAGAGACCUAUCAUUGCAUUUGUGAGACUGGCUCCUGCAGUUCUCCUCUCAGGGCUGACUGAGGUCCCUGUGCCCACCAGGUUUUUGUUUCUGUUACUGGGCCCAGCAGGGAAAGCCCCACAGUACCAUGAAAUUGGCAGAUCCAUAGCUACUCUCAUGACAGAUGAGAUUUUUCAUGAUGUGGCUUAUAAAGCAAAAGAUCGAAAUGACCUCCUGUCUGGAAUCGAUGAGUUCUUAGAUCAAGUCACUGUCCUUCCUCCAGGGGAGUGGGACCCUUCCAUCCGCAUAGAGCCUCCAAAGAGCGUCCCUUCUCAGGAGAAAAGGAAGAUUCCUGUGUUUCCCAAUGGAUCUGCUCCAAUGUCUGUUGACCCUCCUAAGGAGGAUGGUCACCAUGCUGGGCCCGAGCUGCAGAGGACUGGACGGCUUUUUGGUGGUUUGAUACUUGACAUCAAAAGGAAAGCACCUUUUUUCUUGAGUGACUUCAAGGAUGCAUUAAGUCUGCAGUGCCUGGCCUCGAUUCUUUUCCUAUACUGUGCCUGUAUGUCUCCUGUAAUCACUUUUGGAGGGCUGCUUGGAGAAGCUACAGAAGGCAGAAUAAGUGCAAUAGAGUCUCUUUUUGGAGCAUCAUUAACUGGGAUUGCCUAUUCAUUGUUUGCUGGGCAACCUCUAACAAUACUGGGGAGCACAGGUCCAGUCCUAGUGUUUGAAAAAAUUUUAUUUAAAUUCUGUAGAGAUUAUCACCUUUCCUAUCUAUCAUUAAGAACCAGUAUUGGUCUGUGGACAUCUUUCUUGUGCAUUGUAUUGGUCGCAACAGAUGCAAGCAGCCUUGUGUGUUACAUUACUCGGUUCACAGAAGAAGCUUUUGCGGCUCUCAUUUGUAUCAUAUUCAUCUAUGAAGCUUUGGAGAAACUCUUUCAUUUAGGAGAAAUAUAUGCAUUUAAUAUGCACAACAACUUGGAUGAAUUGACCAGUUACACAUGUGUAUGUGCUGAGCCAUCUAACCCUAGCAACGAAACCCUAGAACUGUGGAAGAGGAAGAAUAUAACAGCAUACAGUAUUUCCUGGGGAAACCUUACUGUUUCUGAGUGUAAGACCUUCCAUGGUAUGUUUGUGGGAUCAGCUUGUGGGCCGCAUGGGCCUUAUGUUCCUGACGUGCUCUUCUGGUGUGUCGUCUUGUUUUUCACGACGUUCUUUCUGUCUUCAUUCCUCAAGCAGUUUAAGACCAAGAGAUAUUUUCCUACCAAGGUACGAUCAACAAUCAGUGACUUUGCUGUAUUUCUCACAAUAGUAAUAAUGGUUGCAAUUGACUACCUUGUAGGAAUUCCGUCUCCUAAACUUCAUGUUCCUGAAAAGUUCGAGCCCACUGAUCCAAGUAGGGGCUGGAUCAUAAGCCCUUUGGGAGAUAACCCUUGGUGGACCUUACUAAUUGCAGCAGUCCCAGCUCUCCUUUGUACUAUUCUCAUCUUUAUGGACCAGCAGAUCACAGCUGUAAUCAUCAACAGAAAAGAACACAAACUCAAGAAAGGAGCUGGCUAUCACCUUGACUUGCUUAUGGUUGGUGUCAUGUUGGGAGUCUGCUCUAUCAUGGGCCUGCCGUGGUUUGUGGCUGCAACAGUGUUGUCUAUAAGUCAUGUCAACAGCUUAAAAGUAGAGUCUGAAUGUUCUGCUCCAGGGGAACAGCCCAAGUUUCUGGGAAUUCGUGAACAGCGAGUUACAGGGCUGAUGAUUUUUAUCCUGAUGGGCCUCUCUGUGUUCAUGACUUCAGUAUUAAAGUUUAUCCCAAUGCCAGUUUUGUACGGUGUUUUUCUUUAUAUGGGAGUUUCAUCGUUGAAAGGAAUUCAGUUUUUUGACCGUAUCAAGUUAUUUGGAAUGCCUGCCAAGCACCAGCCCGACCUAAUCUACCUCCGCUAUGUCCCCCUGUGGAAGGUGCACGUGUUCACGGUCGUCCAGCUGACCUGCCUAGUCCUGCUGUGGGUGAUCAAAGCCUCUGCUGCUGCAGUAGUAUUUCCCAUGAUGGUUCUUGCAUUAGUCUUUGUGCGCAAGCUCAUGGAUCUCUGUUUCACAAAGAGAGAACUCAGUUGGCUUGAUGACCUCAUGCCAGAAAGUAAGAAAAAGAAAGAAGAUGACAAAAAGAAAAAAGAGAAAGAGGAAGCUGAACGGAUGCUUCAGGAUGAUGAGGAUACUGUGCACCUUCCAUUCGAAAGAGGGAGUCUCCUGCAAAUCCCAGUGAAAACUCUAAAAUAUAGUAUUGACCCUUCAGUUGUUAACAUAUCAGAUGAAAUGGCCAAAACUGCCCAGUGGAAGGCACUUUCCAUGAAUACUGAGAAUGCCAAAGUAACGAGACCUAACACGAGCCCUGAAAAGCCUGUGAGUGUGACAAUAAAUUUCGAAGAUGAACCGUCAAAAAAAUACAUGGAUGCUGAAACUUCAUUGUAAAGUCAAACCAAAAGGAAUAUAUAGAGAUAUAUGCCUAUCUGUAUAUAUACACAUAUAUAUGUAUAAAAAGCACAUGUGCCAUGCCAUUAUGUAUAACAGUACUUUGGGGCUUUUUCAAGUAGCGUCAGAUAUUUGUUGUGGACACCAUGGAGACUGCAUUAAUUAAGUGCUCUCUUAGAAGCAAGGUUCAUGAAUUUUUACUCCAGAUUUUUUUUGGGGGGGUGGGGUAAAGCCUUUCUGUUAUGCAAUAGAAAGAUGUGGAGAACUGCGUUUAAUCUGCUUUUCUUUAAUCUGUCAGUGGCAAUCAAUCAUAUCAAUCUUAAGUGAUACAAUCUUAAGUCUACAUACUUAAAAAUUUGACCUGAAUUUCAAAAGAUUUUUGUUUUCCCUUUUGGUAGUGUUUAUAGGUAGAAUAAGGAGCCUGCCCAUGUGGUGGGAAAAUGACAUGUCCUGGCUUCUCUGUGGGCUUUCUUCACAUAACUGUCAAUCAUACUUCACAGGUUAGUGGAGAUUUUCUAAGAAGGAACUUUAUGUCUUAGGAGUUAUUUUUAAAUUUUAAAACUUUCUGAGUUUCCAUUUUGAUGGACAGGUUAAAAAUUUUUAUGUUAAAAAUUUUUAUGUCACUUCUAAUUUAACACCCACACAAGUCAUAACGUUUUCAGUUUUAAAACCUAUGAAGUGCCCAUUUACAAUAGUUAAAUAUUGUUAUUUUUGUGGCAGGGCUUUUCCGGUACUCAGUACUUGCCUAGAAAGCCGAGUCCCACUGCUCUUUGUGUUUGUUUUCUUUACUUGGGUGGUCUGGCGUGCCAGGCUCAGGUGUCUUUCUGUUGUAAGUGGUAAUAAAGACUCGGCAACCUUUCCAGUAGGCUUGUGACCAGUGUGCCUGUAGAAGAAUUACCUUUCAUUUUCUGUGCGCAUCCUUUUCUAUUUAUAUACAGUGUAUUUAAUUGGUUACUACCCAUAGUUUCCUUUUAAAAUAUUUUAUUUAUUAUAGUUGAUGUGAUACUUAAAUAUAUAAAUAUUUGAGACAGUAAAAAUAUAGAGUAAAUUGUUCCUGUUGUAGAUAUUUGGUGCUUGCAUUUCUUUUCACAUCCUGAAAGCAGGUGACAAAUUUUACAUCUUUACUACAAAGCACUGCCAUAUUUAUAUUUUUAAAAGGAAGUUGGUUAUUUCCUGUACAGCUCAGAUCAAUGGCAUUUUUUUCUGUUUUGUGAUAGCAUUGUGUUUCCAAUAUUUCUGAGCUGUUUCUUAAACAUGUAACAAAUAUUCAUAGCUCCCCACAAAAUAAGUAAAUGCUAUUUUAGCCUUUGGGAUGGAAUGUUUGGGACCAUGAAACUUGAUUUGGCAAGAGGAUAGAUAAUCCAUAGAAAUGGUGAGGAACAGUAGAAACACCGAAGGUGAUGAAACGUGAAGGUUCAGGCAAGUAUUUUAAGGAAAUGUUCUCUAAUGUUCUCUAGCCACUGCAAACUAAACUUUAAACGUGUGAAGAAACCGAUCUUUAAAUCCAAUGCAUAGAAUUGCCCCCGGUGGAUUAUGUUUAGCAAGUGUGAAAUCAUUUUAAUUUAUUCUAAACAAUGUACCAAUUAAUGUAAUUCCCCCAUCUGAGAUCAUGUAGUUGAAUUCUUCUUAGAAUAGUAGCUGGCAGCAUUUGGUACGAUCUGACGAGUUCUAUUGGGCUUCUUAGCAUGUGAUAGGGAAGGUUGCCAUGGUGCUUAUGGUCAUAGGUGACCUCCAUUGAAGGGGUUCCUUUGCACUCAGCAGCACAUUCAUUUCCAAAGUUCCCGUUUGCUGCUAAAUAACCCUACCCCCACCCCUGAUGUACCCAAACAAGAGAAUUUCCUCACACCACUUUCUUGUGUAAGGACAUCAAAGGGUUAAAUCUAUUUUACAGGAAGUGAUUUUAAAAUUUAAACUGAAAACUACCUGUUAUGAUAAUCUUCCUGGGAUUUAUUGAAUUAUAUGUGUAUUAUACAGUGCCAGGGGUGGAAAAACCAUGACUUACAGAUAUUUUGUAUCUAAGAUGUUUCACUGUGGUUUUGGUUAUUAAUGGCUUCUGCUUUCUUUUGACUACUUGACUUACAAAGUGAUCUAACAGGACUACUCCCCUGAAGAGCAGAGGUAAUUUACUGCUUCUUUCAGGCCAUUACAUUUCUUGUGCUAUUUUUGAAAAUAACAAUCAUGAAUAACAUUCAUUGCAAGACAGCAAGAGAGAUAAUUUUAAAUAUAUAUACAUAUAUAUGUGUGUGUGUGUAUAUAUAUAUAUAUAUAUAUAUUUUAAUGCUGCCUUAAAUAGGUGUAUAUGAGCAGUAGUAAUUGCUAUGUACUGAUUUACCUCAAGGUGCAAAAUAAUUAAAUUUGUACAUACCCAUUUACAGAAUAAGUUCAGAGACACAGCCCUGCACUUUCUUAGAUGCCUUGAUUUUCAGACGGAGCUUAGUGCUACUGAACACCACGGCCAUGGGGCCACCUCAGGACGUUCUUCCUUCCACCAUAUUUUAUUUAUUUAUAGAUGUCCGUUUACAAAGACUAUAAUGAAACCUGGUGUAAACUAUCUGAUACUUAUUUCCUUUCUAUUGCUAUUUCAAUCUAAAGCAGGAGCUUUUGAGAAAACAGUAAACUAGCUUCCCAAUGCUAAAGGGUUGAUUCUAUAUAUAUUUUUAAUAAUAUUAGAUAUGCAAAAGUUAAAGUACAAGGUCUUUAAAAUAUUGUGUGAGUGUUUGUGUAUGUGUAUGAAAUCACUCUUAACUCUCUUAACUUUUUUAAAACUUGUGGCAUACCAAUGUUCAGAUUUGCCAAGCUUUCUCUAAAACAUGUAGGAUGAAAUGUUUUUGUGUGUUAAUGCAUGUAUUUAUAAAGAUUUGUUUACUGCUGAGAAUCACUAACUCUUUGUUUUCAUCCCCAAAGUGUUUGUUUCUUCCACAUACUGGAAGGCUUGGCUUGAGUAUAAGCUUUCUGGGUUUCCUUUCACAAAGGCACGUUCAAAAUUGUUCAGAAAGAAGAAUGGUCUCUGACAGUGAGGUGUGAUGUCAGAGCUUUCUGAAGUUUGAGCAGUGUGUGCAGCUCAGCAGCUCUGCAUCUGUGUCCUGACAGAGCGCUCAGAGUCAGAUAUGUGAGCCAUUAAUAGAACAUUGUAAUUCAGAGUGUUUAUUUAAGUAACUUACAUGUCUGAAAUUUAUUUAUGUAGAUUCCAUCAUUGUUAUCAUUUGUGUGCAAAUACAUGAACUGUCUUCAUUUAGUCCCAACAAUUAUUUAUUUUUAGAAAGUAAACUUAAAGCCAAGCUGCAUUCAACUUUUAAAAUAGUGUUCUAAUCAUAAGAUGUGAUCAUUUAAAUUGUAAGGUCUCUUUUAACUUUCUGGAAAGUAAAUUGUCAAAAGGAAUCAUGUAAAGAUUAUUUUACAUUUUUAACCUGUAUGUACUUAGAGUGUAAGCCCCAGUUCUGUGGUUUCUAAUCAUUUUUUGCACAUUCAUUGUUUCUGUUCUGUAGCUUUUCUUUUGCUCCUUUGGUUUUGGCUUUGUAGGGGUAAGGUGUCUUCCAAUGUUUACUAUGUUAGGCUUAAAUUAAAAUUUAAAUUUAUUGUCCAUUUAUAUAAUAUUUGAUACCUUGGUGUAACUUCUCAAUACAAGUACAAUUUUUAUGACAUUUAUAAUUACAAUGGUAUUUUCUUUUAUAAUAAAAUCCAAAGUCAAUUAAACAAAUUGUAGACCUGAUAUUUUUCAUCUAUAUGAAGUACAAGUCUCUACCUGAGUCUAUAAUGUGAACCAUCCUGCCUUUCACAUUUGUUUCCGAAUUGUUAGAGAAAACUAUUUUCUGUAGAUGUUAUUGUAAGUUGAAAGAGCAAUAAAAGUCUACAUAUCACGCCCUUG